AUGGUACGUACUCUUUUCGAAGUUCCAAAUCUGGAAUCUAAGGGCCGGCUAAGCGUCCUUUAUUCCUCCCCGGAGGCUUUCCGUUUAUCUAGCUGCCCUAGAGACCGGAGAGCUCGGGAGAGCGCGCCCCUACCCCCUCCCCGGCCGGCAGCCAAGCUGGGCUUAAAAACCUUCGCCACCGGGCGGCGGAAGUACAAAGGAGGCCGUCUGCCUCCUUUGUCCUGGAUUUGGGAGCUGAGCGCCUCCGUCGCCACUGGCUUUCCUGCCCCAGCUCCGGCCUCUCUCAUCUUGGGAAUCUGCGUCAGAAGUCACCGGCAGUCCCGCCAGGUAGCCCUGCCGAGGCUGCGGAGGAAGGGAGGCUGCGGUGGGAGGCCAGGCCCAUCCGGCGCCAUUUCCAUCGGGAGCGCGCCCGGCGGCAGCCCUGACCCUCCCCCCAGCCCCGCUGCCGGGCCUGGCCCUGCUCGCUUCGCGCCCACCCUCAUCCCCUGCCAGGGAGCUGGACCACCCCCCGCCCCCGGCCCCGGCCCCGGCCCCGGCCCCGGCCAGCUCAAUCAGUCUUUCCAAAGCUGGGAACAAGAAGUAGAAGGAACGGGGAAGGGCGGGAAGCCAAGGUGGCCGCGCCACCGUACCCAAAAUGGCGGAGGCCAAACCAGCAAGGCAGAGAGAAGGGCUGGACGCCCUCCACUUCGGGCCUCCGCGUCGUCCACCGAGCUCCACCCGAGCAAGUCCUCGCCCGGCAGGCCGCCCUCCUAGAAGUGGGAGAUCGCCCGGGAGGCGCAGCCCCGCCCGCCUCCGAGCGGCGACCUCCACACUUCCCCCCGCCCCACCCCCUCCUGGGUCUCGUCCUUCUCCCGACUCCGCUCUCGAAACCACCAGCCCAACCUACCCCCUUUUACUUCAGAUACCCUGUCGGGCGAUAGAAACGCCGGCGCCGGUGCUCGUGAGGGUCCGGUCGUGAGGAGGGGGCAGUCGUUCGCCUCGUGCGGCGCUCCCUACAACGGUCCUCCCAACCGUCUCCAGCAGUGGCAACCGCUAAGGGAGCUGCGCAGCAGAGCGACUGGCUUGGGGGGAUGGGAGAGAGGGAGCGAGAAGGAGGGGGCGGAGCGAGCGCGACGAAAGCAGGCCUCAGGGUCUCGCGAGACCGGUCCCGCCUUGACGCGGCCCGGGCGAAGUGCGCUUGCGCGUCAGCGGGCCGCUCCGCGGAAAAGUGAAGAGCCGCCCUACUCGGUCGGCUUAGUGAGGGAGCCGGGGUGACUCCGCCUUCCUUGCUCACCUUACCACCGUCUAAAGCUCAGAUCAUUUGGUGCUAUUCUAUUAGCAUAAAGAUCAGAGGGACCCUGGAGAGGAUCUUGUUAGAGGCCAUAAUGAAAGGAAAAAGAUGAAAAGGAGAAGGAAAUAAGAGUCCCCACACCACCCAGAGGAAAACCAGACAGUGAGCACGUGACCAUGUGUUACACCAUCAGGAUGAAGAGGGAAGGAAAAUCCCACGCAGAGCCUUAGAGAAAGCGGAAGAAAGAGACGGAAACAGACUACACUCUUCUGGGGGAGGAAAGGACGUUGAAAAUUAGUUGUUAGUUGUCCAUAUACCCCCCAAAGGUAUUGCAAAAUGCCAUAAAAACUGGAUUAUCACAAUCAUUUUGCCUACAUGAAAGGCAAAUAAACUAAAAUGUAACAAAACUGUUUCUAGGAGUGUGUCUAAUUAAGGUAGCUAAGCCUUUUGAACGCUGAUCUGUUAUUAAAGCUUUGUGAAAUGCUUGUGCUUUGAUUUCUGACAUAUGUAUCUACUUUCCUUACAAAACACUGAUCUCCUUUGUCAUGA
This is a messenger RNA of Oryctolagus cuniculus (rabbit), 1819 nucleotides long. The record is from RefSeq and is a predicted model, not a curated record. NCBI's taxonomy places the organism in Eukaryota, Metazoa, Chordata, Mammalia, Lagomorpha, Leporidae.